Molecule: messenger RNA, 585 nt
Organism: Cavenderia fasciculata
Lineage: Eukaryota; Evosea; Eumycetozoa; Acytosteliales; Cavenderiaceae
Product: AhpC/TSA family protein
Exons: 2
Coding region: 1-585 (194 amino acids)
Biological process (GO): cell redox homeostasis; cellular response to oxidative stress
Cellular component (GO): cytoplasm
Molecular function (GO): thioredoxin peroxidase activity
Source: RefSeq, a predicted model, not a curated record
AUGAGUUUUAUUAUAUAUUCAAUUGUUAUUCUCUUACUUUCAUUCUAUCUCUAUACAAUUUAUACAAACAAACAACAACAUUAUAACAUGGCAAAGCUUAAAGUAGGCGACGACGCUCCAGAAUUCACCAGUCAAGAUGGCAACGGUAACUCUGUUACAUUGGCUCAAUUCAAAGGAAAGAUUCUAGUACUCUAUUUCUAUCCAAAGGAUGAAACUCCAGGUUGUACCAAGGAAGCUUGUAGUUUCCGUGAUAGUUAUGAAGAUUUUACUAAAGCUGGUGCUUCUGUUGUAGGAGUAUCAUCAGAUUCAAAGGAAUCACAUCAAAAGUUUUCAGCCAAACAUAGAUUACCAUUCACUCUAUUGUCAGAUGAUGGUUCUUUGGCUAAAAAGUACAAGGUUGGCAAGAACCUUUUAGUUGUUCCAGCCCGUACUACCUUUAUCAUUGACCAAAACAGCAAGAUUGUUUCUAUUCACAACUCUUUAUUCGAUGCUGAAUCACAUAUCAAGGAAUCCUUAAAGGUUAUCGAAGGAUUGAAAUCAACUACUCCCACAACUACUGCUUCUGACGCUUCUGCAGCAAACUAA